AUGGCUCAGCUUUCUAUUCAGAAACUGCACCACACUUCUAGAUGGUAUUAUGCUUAUAUUCUUCUGUUUUUUCCCAUCUCCCAGGGCAAUGCCAGCUUAGACAUUCAGAAUGUUAACCAGCAGACGGCAUUACACCUUGCAGUGGAGCGCCAGCACACUCAGAUAGUUCGGCUGCUGGUGCGGGCAGAGGCUAAGCUUGACGUGCAGGACAAGGAUGGGGACACGCCGCUUCACGAGGCGCUGCGUCACCACACACUGUCCCAGUUGCGGCAACUCCAGGACAUGCAGGAUGUCAGCAAAGUGGAGCCCUGGGAACCCUCCAAGAACACAUUAAUCAUGGGCUUGGGCACCCAGGGAGCAGAGAAGAAGAGCGCAGCAUCCAUCGCCUGUUUCCUAGCAGCAAACGGUGCAGACCUGACCAUUCGCAACAAAAAGGGCCAGUCCCCUCUGGACCUCUGUCCGGACCCCAGUCUCUGUAAGGCCUUGGCCAAAUGUCACAAAGAGAAGAGUAGCGGUCAGGUGGACACCCGCAGCCCGUCUCUGAACAGCAACAUCGAGUCUCUGGAGGAGUGCAUGGUUUGCUCGGACAUGAAGAGAGACACUCUGUUUGGGCCCUGCGGACACAUCGCAACUUGCUCGCUCUGCUCGCCGCGUGUCAAGAAGUGUCUCAUCUGUAAGGAGCAGGUUCAGUCCAGAACAAAGAUUGAGGAGUGCGUCGUUUGCUCUGACAAAAAGGCCGCUGUGUUGUUCCAGCCCUGUGGUCACAUGUGCGCUUGUGAGAACUGUGCCAGCCUCAUGAAGAAGUGCGUACAGUGCCGGGCUGUGGUGGAACGCCGCACCCCCUUCGUUCUCUGCUGCGGAGGGAAAGGUAUGGAGGAUGAUGCCGCUGAUCAUGAUGAUGAUGAUGAUGAUGAUGAUGAUGACCUUAGGAGCUCUAACACUAUGGCAGGGGGAUCCCAGGAUCUUCUCCAGCCCAACAAUCUGGCAUUAAGUUGGUCGAGUGGAAACAUCCCAGCCCUGCAGAGGGAUAAAGAUAACACAAACGUAAACGCUGAUGUGCAGAAGCUACAGCAACAGCUUCAAGACAUCAAGGAACAGACGAUGUGUCCGGUGUGUCUGGACCGACUGAAGAACAUGAUCUUCAUGUGCGGCCACGGCACCUGCCAACUGUGCGGAGACCGAAUGAGCGAGUGCCCAAUCUGCCGCAAAGCCAUCGAGCGCCGGAUCCUCCUCUACUAGGUCUCCUCUUCCUCCUAUUUAACGAUGACAACUCCCACAAACGGCACAGCCACUCCAGCUGCUGCCGAGUCAGCCAGCCACGUCUUAACUCUUCUCUGCAAAUGCUGUUUGUUGAUUUGACUGUGUGUUCAGAUGGAAGUUCUGUUACAAAGAUAAAAACGUAUGAACUGAUCA
Molecule: messenger RNA, 1413 nt
Organism: Poecilia latipinna (sailfin molly)
Lineage: Eukaryota; Metazoa; Chordata; Actinopteri; Cyprinodontiformes; Poeciliidae
Product: E3 ubiquitin-protein ligase mib1-like
Exons: 10
Coding region: 1-1239 (412 amino acids)
Biological process (GO): Notch signaling pathway; endocytosis; protein ubiquitination
Cellular component (GO): cytoplasm
Molecular function (GO): protein binding
Source: RefSeq, a predicted model, not a curated record